AGUACCUAACCUUAGGUACCUUAAGGGAGUACCUACGGUAAGUAAGGUACUGAAUACCGUGAUUUUCUGCGGGAAAUCUGGUUGGCGCACCGAAACAUCAAAGGACUUGCUGUGCCAUCCACAUAGACAAACGCCAGCAGUUCGUCUGGACGCAAGAUGGGCAAGUCGUCCAAGGACAAGCGCGAUGCUUACUACCGGUUAGCCAAAGAGCAGGGUUGGCGAGCGAGGAGUGCUUUCAAGCUCCUGCAGCUCGACGAAGAAUUCGACCUGUUCGCCAAUGUCACUAGGGUGGUUGACUUAUGUGCCGCGCCCGGGAGCUGGUCGCAGGUUCUGUCAAGAGUCCUGAUCAAGGGCGAGAAGUUCGGCCGAGCGGCCUGGCAAGAUCGCGAUGCUCGAUUUCGCCAGCAGAUGCUUGGGAUAUUCGCGCCCCCGGAUCCGGACGAGAGGGGGGAGUCCCUACAUGUGGCGGGACAACAGCCCGAAGAGCUGAAACCUCGACAAGAUGUCAAAAUCGUAGCCAUCGACUUGCAGCCCAUCAGUCCAUUGCCGGGAAUCGUCACGCUACGAGCGGAUAUUACGCACCCGGCCACCGUCCCGCUGCUCCUCAAGGCUUUGGACGCAGAGUAUGACUCGAAAACCAAGAGUCAGCAAGCCGCGCACCCGGUAGACCUAGUGCUAAGCGAUGGCGCCCCCGACGUGACCGGCCUGCACGACUUGGACAUCUACGUCCAAUCGCAACUACUCUUCGCCGCUCUUAACCUGGCGCUGUGCGUCCUAAAGCCCGGGGGCAAGUUCGUCGCCAAGAUCUUCAGGGGUAAGAAGGUGGACGUGCUAUACGCUCAGCUCAAGAUAUUCUUCGAGAAGGUGCACGUGGCGAAGCCAAGAUCCUCGCGCGCCAGCAGCGUCGAAGCGUUCAUCGUGUGCUUGAAUUUCCGGCCUCCUAAGGGAUUCUCGGCGAGCCUCGAAGAGCCGUUGGGCGUGGGAUUCCGCCUGUCUAACAUGACAGAGCAGAACUUCAGGAGCCUGCCGAUUGCCGCAGAUACCAUUUUGCAGAACCCAGAGACCGGGGCGUGGAACAGUGUCCCUGCUUUUUCCCAAACCGUAGACGAAUAUGGCAUUACCGAAGUAGAAGUCGAAGACCUCCGUCCAGAUCGCGAAGACGAUAUUAGAUGGAUUGCGCCUUUUAUUGCGUGCGGAGAUCUAUCUGCAUUCGACUCUGACGCCUCGUACCGACUCCCGCCCGAUUACGUAUCCCUUGAUCCCAUCCAGCCGCCAACCGCGCCGCCUUACAAGCGGGCGUUGGAAAUGAGAAAAGCCUUCGGCGGCGCAUACGGAAAGACAGUUAGAGAGUAAAGGGAGAGAGAAUCGCUGCUACAGCCGCGGUAUUAUCAGUGUUCCGGGCGUUUAACUGCGGGACCUUCGAUCAAGCCGAUAGA
This is a messenger RNA of Durotheca rogersii, 1436 nucleotides long. RefSeq names its product FtsJ-domain-containing protein. Bases 157 to 1353 code for a protein of 398 amino acids. Gene Ontology annotation, biological process: tRNA methylation; cytoplasmic translation. The transcript has 2 exons. Gene Ontology annotation, molecular function: tRNA methyltransferase activity. Gene Ontology annotation, cellular component: cytoplasm. Lineage: Eukaryota; Fungi; Ascomycota; Sordariomycetes; Xylariales; Xylariaceae. The record is from RefSeq and is a predicted model, not a curated record.